AUGCUUUCUUUUCAAACAGAAAAUAUUGCAGGGAAGUUGACUUUCUAUCAGAUGGAGGGAAAUGCCACGUAUGUGAGGGACACAGGAGAACUGGCUUCAUAUAUUCCCACUGAGACCAUGUUUGAACUCUUCGAUCCCCAAAAGAAUCUCAGUUUGGCAAAGUUCUCCUACACGUGGGACUUAGGGAACGGGGAGGUGAUCCAGGGGACGGAGCCGGUGGUCCGCUAUCAUUACUCUGCAUCUGGGAACUACACACUGCGGCUGAAAGUAGGAGUGAAUGUGACCAAAUAUGCUCUUCCUUUCACUGACGUCUACUCCAAGGAUGUCCAAGUGCUCGAUGCCAUUAAAAACAUCGAGCUGAAGGGGCCUUCAGAUUACGAGGUGUCUCAGAACACCAGUCUGGCUUUUCAUGUUGAUGGAAGUCCUCCCAUGUGGGUGUGCUGGCGCUUCCUGCCCAACUGUGUGCCGGACACGACGGGGGGCUGCACGCUGACCAUGCUGUAUGAAAACACUCUGCGACUGAACCACACCUUCACCUCUGCCGGCGUCCACUGCUUGGACAUCAGCGUCCGCAAUGAGAUCAGCAAACUGCAGACCUCCUUCAGCCUUAAUGUCAAGAGAAACAAUAACAGCCACAUGUUCUUCAUCCUGUCAUGUGCUGCCAUUCUUCUGGCAACCUUCUCCUUCAUCGCCGUCAUCGCCUGCCGCCCUCGGCAUCACAACAGACCUCAGAUUGCUACUUCCAGUAACGCUAUAUUCCUGAAGAACCAAUACUCUGAGUGUCAAAGCCAGAUUCAUUUGAACUUCUCCAGCGCGCGGAGGGGAGAGAAAGAGCCACUUCUCCUGCAGUUUGGGAGUCCGUACUCUUAGCAUCACUGUGGACACAUGUGCAUGUAACGUUACACAACAAUUCUCAUCCCACAUAUCACCAUGUUAUAGAUGUAUAAAGAUAAAUCUGUGAACGUGCACUGCAUACACGGAGCCUGUGUGUAUAGUUCACAUGCUUUCUGUAUUUUCUAUAAACUAUAUGGUGAUCAAUUAGUCCCAGCGCUCAGGCUGACAUUCAAAUACACUUAUAAUACAUUAAUAGCACAAUCGCAGGUCAUGUUUAAGCAAUGAGUGUCGAUUUAAGCAUGCUGUGAAUGGAUCAUUUAUAAAUAGAUCACUUAUUCAUGUUGUUAUUUAUAUACAUGUAUUAAUUUGAGCCUUGUGUUGCUUUGCUUUCCAGUAAAAUAACAAGUUAACACAUAAAACAUAUGUUACCUUUGAUCUUUGAUGUUUGAAUUCUUGAAAAUAAACUACAUUCUAAUGCUUUCCCUCAGAUUUAAUUGGA
This is a messenger RNA of Cottoperca gobio, 1333 nucleotides long. It is a transcript of the gene tmem130, whose product is annotated as transmembrane protein 130. NCBI's taxonomy places the organism in Eukaryota, Metazoa, Chordata, Actinopteri, Perciformes, Bovichtidae. The record is from RefSeq and is a predicted model, not a curated record. Gene Ontology annotation, cellular component: plasma membrane. Bases 1 to 870 code for a protein of 289 amino acids. The transcript has 6 exons.